Messenger RNA from Etheostoma cragini (Arkansas darter), 5212 nucleotides. RefSeq names its product tubulin folding cofactor D (gene tbcd). The record is from RefSeq and is a predicted model, not a curated record. Gene Ontology annotation, biological process: tubulin complex assembly; adherens junction assembly; post-chaperonin tubulin folding pathway. Lineage: Eukaryota; Metazoa; Chordata; Actinopteri; Perciformes; Percidae. Gene Ontology annotation, molecular function: GTPase activator activity; beta-tubulin binding. Gene Ontology annotation, cellular component: lateral plasma membrane. The transcript is spliced from 40 exons. The coding region runs from base 335 to 3916 and encodes 1193 amino acids.
CACACAUCCAUGCACCAGGGCAUCAAAACAUUACAUAGAGACUAGUGCCUCGGCUUUAUGAGUGACAUUGUUUUCACUUUACUUGCAGUCAUUUUUCACAUCAUUACCCUCUAAACCAAGUCCAAAUCGUAAAUGUAAUUGGUUGAAUUUGGUCGUUCCGUAGCUAAACUAAUUCUCAAACCAGAUCCGUCCCUUUUCUUUUGCAUUAUUGAAUGCUAAUAUUAGCUAACGUUAGCUAACUGAGUCAUACAGUCUGUAUUCAUAACUGUUAACAAAACACGGUAACAGUAGCCUUUGCAACAAAGACACCGUUAGUGAGUAGAAGCCUGGCACAAUGGCAUUAUCGGAGACAGAGAAUGAAUGUCCCGGUGGUGAAGGAGGAGAGUCCAUUGUUCAAACGUGCGUGUUGGGGGGCUUCGGUGAGAGCUGCGAGACCAGAGCUCUCCUCUCCAGCCUGCCGGAGGUUCACGGGAGCACGAUGACAAGCGAGUCCGCCACACAGAGGUUCUUAGUGAUAAUGAACAGAUAUCAAGAGCAGCCUCAUCUACUGGACCCACACUUAGAAUGGAUGCUGAACAUAAUACUGGAGUUUGUGAGGAGUGAGAAGUCUCCCCCUUCAUUGGUUCAUUUGAGCUUUAAGUUUCUCUACAUCAUCUGUAAGGUCAGAGGUUAUAAAAUCUUCAUGCAGCUUCUUCCCCAUGAGGUUGCAGAUGUCCAGCCAGUUCUCGACCUGCUGUCCAGGCAGGAUCCCAAAGACUCAGAGACUUGGGAAACUCGCUACAUGUUGUUGUUGUGGCUGUCCAUGACCUGCCUUAUACCCUUUGACCUUUAUCGUCUGGAUGGUCAUCUGGAGUCAGAUAGUGGCAAGGCCAGAGAGCCCACCAUGGACCGUAUUUUAGCCAUUGCAAAGUCUUAUCUCCUCGUCUGUGAUAGUCCGAGGGAUGCGGCAUCUGUACUGGUAUCAAAGUUCAUGACACGCCCUGAUGUGAAACAGAAGCGUCUCGGAGACUUUUUGGACUGGAGCCUGACCACCAUAUCCCAGACCAAUGACCAGUCAGUGAGAGACAUUAUGGUGCUGGAUGGUGCCCUGCAGUCUCUGGCAAAGCUUUUCAAACAUGGAAAAAGAGAUGACCUCCUACAGUAUGCGCCUACAAUCCUGCAAUGUCUGGAGCAGAAGAAUCUUUCAGAGAGCAGCCAGGCCAUGCUGAGGAAGCUUGGUGUCAAACUAAUCCAGAGACUUGGCCUCACCUUUCUGAAGCCACGUUUGGCCACUUGGAGGUACCAGAGAGGCAGCCGCUCCCUGGCAGCAAACCUUUCCAUGUCCCAAUCUACCACAGUUGCCGUGACUCCUGAAGUGGAGACGCACAAAUUGGAGGAGGACUAUGACAUUCCUGAGGAACUGGAGACUGUUAUCGAGCAUCUGCUGGUGGGACUGAAAGAUAAGGAAACAAUUGUGCGCUGGUCCGCAGCAAAGGGCAUUGGGAGGGUGACAGGAAGGCUUCCCAAGGAGCUGGCAGAUGAGGUGGUUGGAUCAGUGCUGGACUGCUUCAGCUUCCAGGAAACAGACAACGCUUGGCAUGGAGGUUGCCUGGCACUGGCAGAACUUGGAAGAAGAGGCCUGCUGCUCCCUUCACGGUUGACAGAUGUUGUGCCUCUCAUUGUCAAAUCCCUGACCUACGAUGAAAAGAGGGGAGCGUGCAGUGUUGGUUCCAAUGUGCGUGACUCUGCCUGCUACGUGUGCUGGUCUUUCGCCAGAGCUUAUGAACCUGAAGAGCUCGAGCCUUUUGUCACUCAGAUUGCCAGUGCUUUGCUGAUCACAGCUGUGUUCGACCGAAAUGUAAACUGCCGCAGAGCCGCCUCAGCUGCCUUCCAGGAGAAUGUUGGUAGACAGGGGACAUUUCCUCACGGUAUUGACAUUGUGACUGCAGCAGACUACUAUGCCGUUGGAAAUAUUAAUAACUGCUAUCUGAACAUCAGUGUCUAUAUAGCUAGUUUCCCAGAGUACACCAAGGCCAUGAUUGAUCAUUUGAUAGCUAUGAAGAUCAACCACUGGGAUAGUGUGAUCCGGGAGCUUUCUACUAAAGCACUCCACAAUCUGACGCCUAAAGCACCUAAAUAUAUGGCAACAACGGUUUUGCCACAGAUUUUGCCCAUGGCAGUGGGCAUUGACCUCCACAGUCGCCAUGGAGCCAUCAUGGCAUGUUCAGAGAUCACACACGCUCUCUACAAACUGGGCGUUCAGACUAACAGGACUGUGGUGGACGUAAUUUCCUCAGAAUGUGUGGAUGCAUUAAAAAACAUUCACCAAACGCUACAUGACAGAAAACAAUACAGGGGUUUUGGUGGAGAGCUAAUGAGGCCAGCUAUGUGCGGUCUUAUUGAAAAGCUGUCCCGCUCCAAAAUGCCAUUCAAGAACGAAACUGUAAUCACUGGCUGGCAGUCGCUUAUUGACGACACCAUAAAGAAUCUGCAUCUCGUUUCGAGUGGUGUGAAGGAUUGCAUUAUGGUUGCCGUGGUAGCGGCCUUGUCCGCCUUGUGUGAGGAGUACUACCAGGACGAGCCAGGCCAGGCAGACUCAGCAAUGCAGGAUGUCCUGUUAUCUCAGUACAUUGAAGGGCUGAAGAGUCCACAGAUGCUGACUCGCUGUGGAUCUGCCCUUGCCCUCGGCUCUCUGCCAAGAUUUAUGAUCCAGAGCAAAUUGAAUCAGAUCCUUAAAGGCCUCCAGCAGAUGUGCACUGUCAGCCAGAAGGAUGGGAAUUUUACAGAGGCGAGGAGAGAUGCAGUCAAAGCAAUUGCUCAAGUGUGUGUGAAGGCUGGUGUUUGUGCCCAUGGCUCCCCAGACUCUGCCCUAUGCUCGGAAAAUGUGGCAGAGGUGUAUGACGCUCUGCUCAACAGCAUGAAUGACUACACAACAGACAGCCGAGGGGACGUUGGUGCUUGGGUGAGAGAGGCAGCGAUGACUAGUCUGAUGGAAGUGACUAAGCUGGUUGCCAGCAAUGCUCCGGAGAUCCUUUUGCCAGACCUAGUGAAGUGCAUGAUGUGCUGCCUGGCCCAGCAGUCAGCAGAAAAGAUUGACCACUACAGAGCCCACGCUGGCAGCGUCUUCUUGCAGCUCCUUCAUAGCACAGAUCCUGCAGUACCUCACAUCCCCCACCAAGAGGAGUUGUUGAGCAUAUUCCCUGUUGAGACCACAACCAGUCUUAACUGGAAUGCUCCAUCCCAAGCUUUCCAGUAUAUCACCCAGCUGCUUGGACUGCCCCAGUAUCAGUACCACACCCUGCUGGGCCUCACUGUGUCUGUGGGAGGGAUAACCGAGUCCACAGUGCAUUUUUCUUCUCAGUCGUUGUUUGACUAUCUGAGAGGGAUCCAGGACAACAAUGCUGCUCUGACACAGUUUGGAGAUGCGUUGCUGAGUAUCUUCAGAGACAAUCUCCGCAAUGACAGGGUGUCUAUUCCUUUUCUUAAGAUGCUCGAUCAGAUUCUUGCUAACAGCUGCUUUGAAAUCUUUACCACACAAGAGAACCAUCAGUUCUGUGUAGACCUGUUGGCCCUUUGCAAAGAAUGCAAGAAGACUAAAGAUAUCGCCAAGCUACGCGCCUGUGUAACUGUCUUCUGUGGGUUGAUCCAGUUCCAGGGUGAGGUGAGGAAGAACGUUUUGUCCCAGCUGCUGAUGCUACUUUGCCAUUCCUACCCUGUGAUCAGAAAGACAACAGCCAGCCAGAUGUACGAGAUGCUGCUGACCUACGAUGAUGUCAUAAAUCCGGAAAUGUUGGAUGAUGUCAUGACCGUGCUAAGUGAUACUAAUUGGGAGAGUGACCUUGCCACAGUACGGACCCACAGGAAUCAGCUUUGUGAUUGGUUGGGAGUCCCCAGACCACAGGUGGUUACCAAGCAGAGAAGUGUCCAGGUUUCCUGAUCACUUGUGGCUGUGAGCACCAGCUAUAGGUGGACAACGUCCUGUAAGAAUUUACGAUGAACAGAACCAUCAAAUCAGUCUUUUCCCCGUUUUGCUAAUAUUACUACAAAAUUCUUGUGCACCAAAAAACGUGCAACUAAAGAAAAACAGCACACAGGUGACACACUUUGUUUUGUUAUUACAACUUCCAAACCCAAAGCACACCUGUAUAAAGCUUUCAUUGUAGCUUUCUGUGCAUGACACCUUUUUCACAUGUCCCAUUCAGGUCACAGUCUAGUGAGACUUUGGAAAUGGUUUCAAUAGAGUUGUUUACUUGUAACCUGUACCUGGAACAACACUAAUGGGUGAAACCAAAACUGUAGUUUGCGUAGACUCCAGGGAAAUGGUUGCCAUUUAGCUGUUCUGGCACAAACUGUGGAAUGUCACUGGGGCCCUACUUCCCCUUGGGUCCCAUGAAGACCUACUUUUUCUGCAUCGGUGGAGGUGCCAGUGACUGCAGGAGUCCCAUGCCUGAUAGUGGAGCCUCCCUUGUUCCCUGUGAAACAGAGCCUGUUGUCACAUUGGUCCAGGCUUUCUCCUUAGAGUCUGAUAGUGGCCACAUUGUCUCAGCAAGUUUCCCUUUCUCACACUAACAAAGAUACAAAUGUUGCAUUAUUUUUGAAUUAGGUGGUCACUGAUUGUUAAUCCUACAUUGCAGAAACUCCCCAGGCUAGUAAUCACUAUAUUGCAUUAAAUCUUUCUGUAAUAUGAUUAAUGUAACUAGGUUUAUCCCAUAGAAACCAGUGUGUAUUUGGACUCUCAUAAAACUGGGUUGAACAUUGUUGCUAUGUAAAUCCCAUUUAUUUGGCUUACUGCAGUUCUAGUAAUUGUGUGUGUGCUGCCAGCUAACUUGUGCUUUUACUUAAAAAUGUUAAUCCCCUUUUUUUAAAUGUAUCACAUAAUUGGAUUACUAUCAGUAUGAAAAAUCUGCACCAUAACACAAAAACAUGCCAGUAUAGAAAAACUGCUCAUUUAUGUAUGUGUCUGAUCAAUACAAUUAAAUCUUAACAUGAUGUUCUUGUAUGAACAGAAUCAGGAAAAGUGAUGCUAACUUUAAGGAAAUUUCAAUUUAAAGCCACACUUAAAUUGAAUAGAACUUUGCUUUGUUUUAGCUGUCACCAAUACUCCCACAGUAUGUUCACACCAGAGCGACGAAGCAAAUAUUUGUGUAGCUUUAACCGUUUGAUUGAAGGAUUUGUAUCUUUGUGUCUGUGCAAUGACUUUGUGUGAAAUUGCACCACCGAAUUUGGGGGAAAA